UCAGAAAUCUGCCGAGGUAAAUCAAUAACUUUCAUUUAUAGUUUUGUUUGCGUGUUUUGUUCUCAGGUGGAGCUCCAGUAUCUGCACCCACAUGUUGGUAUUUGCACCAGUGUUGGAUUGACAGCCAACCCCGUUGUCAAUUUCUCCGGUGUGAUUGGGACCAGUGUAUUGGCUCUUGGUACCGAUGUGUAUCAAGUGUCCUUUGACACUGAAUCUGGAAACUUUAAACAUUUCAAUACUGGUGUGAGCUUCACUAAGGAUGAUCUGAUUGCUGCUCUUACUCUGAAUGACAAAGGUGAGAACACAGUGGUUGGAGCUGAGGUAAACCACAACUUGAAGAGCCAAGUGAUCUCCAUAACCGUGGGUGCUCAGCACUCUUUGGACCCGUUGACCACAGUGAAGGCACGCGUGAACAAUGCAGGUAUAGCCAACCCGCUGAUCCAACACGAGUGGCGUCCAAAGUCGUUCAUCACCAUCUUUGGGGAGGUUGACUCUAGGGGGAUUGAGAAGAGUGCCAAGGUUGGGUUUACUAUCGCUCUCAAGCCUUGAGAAGAAUUCUAAUCUUUUGGACUAAUCUUUGUCUGGUUUUUUUCUUUAAAAUUGUUCAUUUGUUUUCUUUUUUCUACAAAAUAAGAAAAAAAAAUACUAUGAAAGGAUCGUCUUGAAGAUGAUCCAAGUCUCUUUCUUGAUUAUUUAAAUACUUCAAAUUAUAAAAAUAGAUGUAUUUUCUAAUUUAUAAACGCUUUAAUCA
Molecule: messenger RNA, 751 nt
Organism: Brassica napus (rape)
Lineage: Eukaryota; Viridiplantae; Streptophyta; Magnoliopsida; Brassicales; Brassicaceae
Product: mitochondrial outer membrane protein porin 3-like
Exons: 2
Biological process (GO): monoatomic anion transmembrane transport
Cellular component (GO): mitochondrial outer membrane
Molecular function (GO): voltage-gated monoatomic anion channel activity
Source: RefSeq, a predicted model, not a curated record